Frieseomelitta varia is the source of this 1303-nucleotide messenger RNA. RefSeq lists its product as uncharacterized. Bases 299 to 892 code for a protein of 197 amino acids. The record is from RefSeq and is a predicted model, not a curated record. NCBI's taxonomy places the organism in Eukaryota, Metazoa, Arthropoda, Insecta, Hymenoptera, Apidae. The transcript is spliced from 3 exons.
UUCUCUCGAGUCAGUCGAGGAGGAAAUUCGAGGGAAUGCGCAGAUCCACCGCGCAACACGUAAGGCCGAUCCUCUUUUCGAGUUCGAACGGCGUUGUGCGCGUUUGUACGAAUCACACGUAGCGGCCGAUUGGCACACGCUGGUUAAAUUCGUGGUUCCUGCUCCACCGUGUAUUCGAUCGAUCGCAUCCACGCAUCGAGCAACGCGAUCCCGGCCGGGCCCCAGGAAAAUUCUUUCCCCGGGAGCGGAUUCCCCGUGGUCUGAUGAAGAGAAUCACGUGAUCGUAACCGGUUCGAUAAUGCGGCCGAUUGGUUGGACGUUGGCCUGCGCGUUGCUCGCCGCUACUUUUCCAAAACGUGCAAUCCUGCCAGGCGUGCAGAGUGUUGGUGUCGCUACGUCGUCGUAUCAGCGUGAAGCUGGACGAGCCAAUGUCACUAAAUCGCUGUCGAUCAUAUCCAAGGACGCGAGCGUGGAUCCCGAUAUCCAGGGGCUGAGCUGGUUCAUCGAUGACACACUCGUUGGUGGAUGGAACGAGGUUCGAGAAAAGACGAGCAGACAAGCUCGAACGUUUGGCCAUAAGCGAAUUCAAUUUAUGCUGAUGCCGAUGAUGUACAAAAUGGGAGUGAUGAUGACGAUGCUGACUGUAUUAACGAUGAUCUCGCUGAAGGGAUUGCUCAUUGGUGCCAUAUUACUGAUGCUAAAACUGAGCACGAUAAUAGCCAAAUUCUCCUCCGGUUGGCAGCACGACGCACAACAUGCUCACGCUGCUCAACCGAUCCACGUGCACGUACACAAUAGCCUACCAGUCGCUCACAAUCAAGCGUACAGCGGCUGGAUGUCGGCAAGCGGACCAGAAGAUAUGGGAGAGCAACACUACUACUACAGAGGAUGAAUUCCUCUGACGAUAGCCUUCUCUCUCGGAAGCUGUUUCUUCGAUCGUUGGCCAUUCGAACGAGGCUAUCGCACUUACCACGAUUGGCGAUUCACGUUCGAGAGAACUAGAACGAUCGCGUUGCGGUUUUCGAGCAAACGUCGACGAUACCAGAGCGAACCAGAGCUCAGUCUCUCGCGUACCAAAGUUCUGUUUAAGUAUUCUGAAAAUAAGACUGGCUCGUGUCGUGUCGUGUCAAACGGAACCAAAAUUGCAAGCCCGUACGUUUAAGCAAUCUCAGGUUUUACCUUAAGCUAGCGAUAAUGUUUAUUUAACUUUGUAAAGAAGCUACGUACGUCUCUGCUCCUAUUUAUACGAAACCCAUGUACCAUCGUAGAAAUGUAUUUAUUAAAUCUUUUCUUUUUUCGGAAA